Molecule: messenger RNA, 1108 nt
Organism: Symsagittifera roscoffensis
Lineage: Eukaryota; Metazoa; Xenacoelomorpha; Acoela; Convolutidae
Product: transmembrane protein 41A-like
Exons: 2
Coding region: 177-998 (273 amino acids)
Source: RefSeq, a predicted model, not a curated record
AAUGUGUCAAUCAGUCUGCCUUACCAAGAUCUAAAAAACUGUCAUCAUCAUGUUACUGUGGUUCAUUUAACCUCAGGGUACCUGACUUAUAUCGUGCCACCAAUCAGACAGAAUUAUCUGACUUUCUGCCAUCGUAAUGCUCUGAAAAAUACGACAGAGCAGAUCAUCAGCUGAAGAUGUGUUGCAGUUGCAGUGUGUUUGUUCAAGUUCUAGGAGUGUUGCUGCUGUUCGUAUGCUAUAGUGUAUGUCUGGUGUUGUACUCGAAACAUCUGGUAGUGACCUACUCCGACCCGGACUCCCAAGUCCACCUAACAUUCCCAAGCUCGUUAGAAUCUCUCAGACAUUGUCUGCACGUGUUGUUAGGCAUACAAGCAGUGGCACCAGUGCAAGUGCUGUGUCUGUUCUCAGCGGCAUACAUUUUCAAACAGAGCUUCUCAAUCCCAGGAAGUAUGUUCCUCAAUCUGCUGGCAGGUGCUCUAUUCCCAAUAUCAAUUGCAUUCCCCUUAGUGUGCUGCCUCUCAGCUGCAGGGGCGUCUCUGUGCUUCGUCUUCUCAAAACACGUGUUCAGUCGUCUGUUCACGCAUUUCUUAGCCAAACGAAUUGAGUUCUUCCGCGCACAAGUGGAAGCCAACACAGACAGUCUCAUAUACUUCCUGCUGUUUGUCAGGAUAUUUCCUUUCACCCCAAACUGGUUUGUCAAUAUUGCCUGUCCAGUUAUUGGAGUGCCUUUGGGCAAAUUUUUCCUGUCGGUAUUCCUUGGUCUGAUGCCGUACAAUUACACUUGUGUGCAAUCUGGUGCUAUUUUGGCUACUAUGCAAUCGGUCAACGAUAUCUGGAAUCAGAAGACGCUUAUCAAGCUCUGUAGCAUAGCUCUCAUCAUGUUGAUACCUAUAGCUGCUAAAAGGAUUCUGUCCGCCAGGUUGAAUGUUUCACCUCAGGGAAGAACACGACAAGCUAGCAUUACUGAUUCGGCUACACCGGUGGAGAAGCUGGAUUAGUUGUGCUGAAUAAAUUUUGUCAAUCAUUUUGUAAUUACAUAGUCAAAUUAUGUACAUAAAGCUCCAUAUUUCAUCAAAAUACAUCACCAUUUUUAGCAAAAACUAAAUGA